Molecule: messenger RNA, 894 nt
Organism: Saitoella complicata NRRL Y-17804
Lineage: Eukaryota; Fungi; Ascomycota; Saitoellomycetes; Saitoellales; Saitoellaceae
Exons: 3
Coding region: 1-894 (297 amino acids)
Source: RefSeq, a predicted model, not a curated record
AUGCCUCUCCAUCCAGCCGCUUUCCUGGGUGUCGCCGUGGUCCUUGCGGGUUCGCUCAUCAUUUACCAGGAGUGGGAUGAAGUCGUGGAUCUUGCAGAGCGAAAGUUCGGCAUUCGUUUGCCGCGUAAACGUGAACGGAACUUGCACGCUGCGUUUUCGUCUGGCCACGGGAGGGCAGGGCGCCGCGCCCAAGAGGAGCAGGAGGAGCCUGUCGCUUGGGGUACGGAGAGUGGUAGAGAUGUCUUUGUAAGUGAGCAUGAGCUGCAAGAACGACGUCGUCAGGCAAGUAGGAGGAGUGGAGUGCAGAGCUCGACAGAUGGCGGGUCGGUGUACUUGACGGCGCCAAACACUCUGCGGCGCCACAUCGCCAGUCCUAUUGAAAAGGAUAGUUCGGAUUGUACGACUUCAUCCACCAUCACUUCGACACCGGGAACGCCUAAGCCCGCUGCUGAUGCACACUUAAUCGACUUGAACACAGAGGGGUUGCGCGUCGAUAACCCCUUCAGCGACGAACAUGCCUCAAAUUUGGUUCUCCCAGUCCAUCAAGCAGAGUCUUCCACGCAUGAGUUGGGAAACCUAUCAAGUGAAACUCCGGAGGAAUCGCCUGAGCUUGUUCUCACGCCCAGUUCCUCCUCCCCUCUCGCCUCUCUUCACUCCCCGGGCCUCACCUCCCCCACCUGGACGGCCUCCUUCAGUUCCGGGACUGCGAGUCCUGAGCUUGUCAUGGCUCCCUCACACCACGAUAUCCGUGCUGUUAGUUCUGCUUCGGAGGACGAAGGUGAGGAGGAGGAGGGGACGAGGAGUUUGGCUUCGUCGACAAGUGAAUGGUGUGAGAUUGAUGAGAGUACGAGUUCCACAGGAAGUUUGACGAGGAGUUUUCAGGGGAGUUUGUGA